GGAAGCGGCGGCCGUUAGGAAAAUGGCGCCGUGCGGCCCGGGGCAGACCCCCGUCACUGGUCACCGCCGCCUUCCUGGUGCAGCUGCUGUGUCACGGCCACACCGGCCGGCUGUACAGCAGGCAGGAGCCGGUGACCAUUCUGGAGGCGGAUGGGGUUAAGGGCCUGUUUGGGAACUGGUCGGCCGCCUGGGUGGUGGAGUUCUACUGGUCGUGGGGCGGCCCCUGUGUCAACUAUGGGGCCACCUGGAAGGUACUGGGCCCGGGAGGUGAAAGUGUAUUUGAAGAUAGAAGAUUCAAAAUCGACGCAUGAAGUCCUGAUGCCCAAAACGUUGACUCUCCUGCUCUUCGGAUGCUGCCUGACCUGCGCUUUUCCAGUACCACACAUUUUGACACUGACCCUCCAGCGUCUGCAGUCCUCACUUUGACGUCAAUGUCUGACAGUCACUCAAUCCAGCGGGACCGCAAACAAUUUUUAACCGUGAGUCUGUGAGAAGGUGCAAAGCGUUUUGGUUCCUGGAUGAGAGACCCUACUGAUGCAGCACAUCGAGUGUGGGGCGUGUAGCAGCAGGAAUUGAUGGCCGGGAGGGACUGGAAAGGUAUUCUGUGCAGCUGAAGCUUCGACCAUGGAGAAACCCGAGGAAUCCUGCCCCGUGGAGAAACAGUGGAAGUGCAGUGAUGGCGGGAAUGGCUUCUGUUUCCCGUCUGCCAUGCAGAUUCAUCGGCGCAUCCACACAAGGGAGAGACCAUUCUCCUGCCCAGAGUGCGGGAAGGGCUUUGCCCACACCUCCGCCCUGAUGAGGCACCAGCGGGCUCACACCGGGGAGAGGCCAUUCCCCUGCCCCGAGUGCGAGAAGGCCUUCAGCAAUUGCUCCGACCUACUGACCCACCGGCGGGUCCACACGGGGGAGAGGCCCUUCAGCUGCCCCGAGUGUGGGAAGGCCUUCAACACUUCUUCCAACCUGCUGAGGCACCGGCAGGUCCACACUAGGGAAAGGCCCUUCAGUUGCCCCGACUGUGGGAAGGCCUUCAGCAAUUCCUCCACCCUGCUGAAGCACCGGCGGGUCCACACCAAGGAGAGACCAUUCCCCUGCCCUGAGUGCGGGAAGGCCUUCAGCGAUUCCUACCACCUGCUGAGGCACCAGCAGGUCCACACAGGGGAGAGGCCCUUCAGUUGCCCCGACUGUGGGAAGGCCUUCAGCAAUUCCUCCACCCUGCUGAAGCACCGGCGGGUCCACACCAAGGAGAGACCAUUCCCCUGCCCUGAGUGCGGGAAGGCCUUCAGCGAUUCCUCCCACCUGCUGACCCACCAGCAGAUUCACACGGGGGAGAGGCCGUUCUCCUGCCUCGAGUGUGGGAAGAGAUUUACCCAGGCCUCCAACCUGCUGACCCACCGGCGGGUCCACACGAGGGAGAGGCCGUUCAGCUGCCCCCUGUGCAGAAAGGAUUUCACCCGCUCCUCCCACCUCCGGAGGCACCAGAGAGUUCACAUACCGUCGCAGGGGGAUUGAAGGAGCGACGGCCGAGUGCCAUUAUCGACUGGACCAUCAACCCAGUUCCAGGGACUCCCGGAUUUGAAUCCCACUGCGGCAGAUGGCGCUAUACAGGGUCUGGGUUGAAAUUGCUGAGUGAGGCAAUACUUCCUCCAGGUUAAGGCUGUACCAAGGAUCCAAUUACAAAGGGACAACUCAGUGGUGACCAAUAGUAAAGAAAGUG
Molecule: messenger RNA, 1714 nt
Organism: Hemiscyllium ocellatum (epaulette shark)
Lineage: Eukaryota; Metazoa; Chordata; Chondrichthyes; Orectolobiformes; Hemiscylliidae
Product: gastrula zinc finger protein XlCGF7.1-like
Exons: 2
Coding region: 625-1509 (294 amino acids)
Biological process (GO): regulation of transcription by RNA polymerase II
Molecular function (GO): RNA polymerase II cis-regulatory region sequence-specific DNA binding; DNA-binding transcription factor activity
Source: RefSeq, a predicted model, not a curated record